This is a messenger RNA of Onychostruthus taczanowskii (white-rumped snowfinch), 2669 nucleotides long. RefSeq names its product solute carrier family 25 member 30 (gene SLC25A30). Gene Ontology annotation, cellular component: mitochondrial membrane. The record is from RefSeq and is a predicted model, not a curated record. The transcript has 11 exons. NCBI's taxonomy places the organism in Eukaryota, Metazoa, Chordata, Aves, Passeriformes, Passeridae. Gene Ontology annotation, biological process: mitochondrial transport. Bases 171 to 1082 code for a protein of 303 amino acids.
CCGCGUUCCCCAAAAGCCGCCGCGGCGGCGGGGAGCAGCGCUGGGAUUUGGGAGCGGCGGGGUCGGCACGGCAGGACGCGGGGCUCGGGCAGGGCUCGGCGGGAAGAAGUUCUGACUAAGAAGCAAACCAAGAAUUUGGAAUAUAAGCGGGAAAUGAGACACCUGAGGUCAUGGGGCGAAAUUACUGGAUGAAAGAGGAACCAAUAAUGCCAGCACUGAACUGGAAGCCCUUUAUCUAUGGAGGUUUAGCAUCAAUCACUGCAGAAUGUGGUACUUUCCCCAUUGAUCUGACCAAAACGCGUCUCCAGGUUCAAGGUCAAGUUAAUGAUGCUAAAUAUAAAGAGAUCCGCUACCGUGGAAUGCUGCAUGCACUGGUCAGAAUAUGCAGAGAAGAAGGGUUGAAAGCCUUAUACUCUGGGAUUGCACCUGCAAUGCUACGACAAGCUUCAUAUGGAACUAUAAAAAUAGGCACUUACCAGAGCUUAAAAAGAAUGUUUGUUGAGCAUCCAGAAGAUGAAACCCUCAUGAUGAAUGUUCUGUGUGGCGUUCUUUCGGGAGUAAUCUCGUCAUCUAUUGCCAACCCUACAGAUGUCUUAAAGAUCAGAAUGCAAGCUCAAGGUAGAACAAUUCAAGGAGGAAUGAUGGGCAACUUCAUAGAGAUCUACCAAAAGGAAGGCACUAAAGGAUUAUGGAAGGGAGUAUCAUUGACAGCACAGAGAGCUGCUAUUGUUGUUGGAGUAGAGCUGCCAGUGUAUGACCUUACCAAGAAGCACAUAAUUAUGUCUGGACAUAUGGGAGAUACAGUAUAUACUCACUUCCUAUCCAGUUUUCUUUGUGGGUUAGCUGGAGCCCUUGCAUCCAACCCAGUUGAUGUUGUAAGAACACGCAUGAUGAAUCAGAAAAGCCAAAACCAUGGGGGACACUCAGCCUACAAAGGCACUUUGGAUUGCUUGUUACAGACAUGGAAGUAUGAAGGCUUUUUUGCUCUGUAUAAAGGCUUUUGGCCAAACUGGUUAAGACUUGGUCCUUGGAAUAUCAUUUUCUUUCUGACAUAUGAGCAGCUGAAGAAAUUGGACGCCUGACAUGCUGAGCUGUGUGCAGAGUUCUCUUAAUGUACUGGCUGAGUUUAGAGCAAUGUGCAAGUUGUCUUGAGUGCUUGCUCUUUAUUGUCUGAGCUGCUGGCCAAAGGAAGAGAUCACUGCAAGACUGAAUGAGAAGAACCUGGAAGAGAUCACUGCAAGACUGAAUGAGAAGAACCUGGAAGGGAUUUCAAAGCAAACUGGCUCCUGGAACCAUGGUUUGUGCACGUGAUUCAGUGGCUGAUGGGCACUGUUUUUCAGACUGAACCAAACAUCUUCUGUCAACUGUUUCAAUGUUCUUGAAUGUAAAGAUCCACAAUGCAACUUUGUGCAUCUGAGUCUCGAAGCAUAGUGUUUUAAAAGAGUCAAAGAAAAGGGUUUUUUUCUUCUGUAGUUCCAUAAAGGAAGGAAAAGAAAAAUAUUUCUGUAAAGGAAAAAAGUAUUUCUGUAAGGGAAGAUAAGCAGAACUGAGGAGUUGGGCUUUUCCUGCUUUCAUAGCUUAAAGCUUCCAGUUAACUGGAAGUGUCACAAGACAUCUUUGCUAGCUUUCAGGUUGGCAAAAUAACUACUGCAAUAUAAAAUCUGUUUCUGGUUUUGAAGCUUUCCGGUGUUCUAAGUCCUGAGAUGUCUGCAUAAUUUUCUGGGAAUAAUCCAGCUUCAUUAGCAAGUGUGGUUGCUACAGUUGACAGUUUUACAUAGCUUGAAGAAAGCUUUUUUUUCUUCCAUGUAUAAUUCUUGAUUUCAGUAUAAGUGCUUCUUAAACAUAUUCAUAUGGAAAUUGCUAGUAGGAAUGAAGUUCAAACAAGUUCAUGCCCAUCUGCUGAUCUUGCAGAGAAACUUUCCAUGCCUCUUCCCAUCCUUGGGAAGAACUACUGGUUACUGUCAGUUUUACAGAGCAGGUUUUUACUGAGCAGUCAGGCUCUGUCAUGUGGGUGCCUAUUUGACAAGAACCAACCCCUCCAAAAGUAAAUCUGCUAUGAAGACUGCUUUCCUCCUUUAAAAAGACCCCCAAGUCAGAACUAGUGGAUGUUUUCAUAUACCAAAGAUGCUCAAGUUGCUGUUGCAAGGAAACACUUGAUGUAGAAAUCAACCAAAGUUUCUACAAGCAUUACCUUUAGGCUUAAAGGUAUAUCAAAACUUCAGGGCCAUUAACUCAACAGUUACAUCAAGCUUCUUAAGUGCUGUUGUUGAAUUCCAGGAGAAAGGAGUGUGUGAGAUGCAAAUUGUAGGAUGGAUCUUCUGUGUUUACAGAGGGCAGCAAAGCAGGAUCCAUGGCUUUGGAUUUUUGUGGCCUUGUGUUAAUAUUUUACACAUUUUUCAUAAGCAUUCCACUUAAAGAAGUUUCAUUGCGAUAUCAAAAUUGCUGUAAUCACUUAAAAUUACUAAUUUUGAAUUCACAAAUAGAAUUUUUAAAUGCACAAGGCACUUUCUUUCCUAAGGUAAAACUUUUUCUAUAUAUAGGGGUAUGCUGAUGUGCAGUGUUUCCCCUUAAAACUGUUUCUGUGCUUUAAUAAGAAGUGUAAAUAUUUUUGUAUGCUGUGUAAGUAAAGUAUAUGUUUUUCAAGCCUAUUAAAAGCUUUGAAAUGUAAA